CCGUGGUGUUCGGCAUGCGGCUGGAGGGCACCGACCGGCCGCUGUUCGAGCUGGAUGAAGCGGAGGAAGCGGGCGUGCUGCAGGUGGAAGAAGGCGCCAACAUCGUGCUGCGCCUCUACGGUCUGGGCUUGAGCCCCCGCGCCUACCAGGGGAUCUAUUUCGCCGAGGUGGGCAUGCCUGGCACCGCUACCACCACCAAUGCCACCUGGGCCAGGAGUGCCAAUGCCACCUGCCCGGAGAAGACCCAGGACCUGGUGGUGCAUGCCCACGCCGGCCUCAGCCGCUCCACCUCGGCCCUGGUGGGCGUGAAAGUGCAGCGGCUGCGCAAGGCCGAACGCUCCAAGCUCUAUGUGCUGUGCACGCGGAGCGAUCCCGCGCAGCCCUGGCUGCGCCUGGAGGGUGAGGAUGCCUUCCUGCGGGUGGUGGAGGAGAAGCAGCACCUGCUCCCUCUCUGGCUGCAGAUCCUGCUGCUGUUGGCCCUGCUGGUGCUCUCUGGCAUGUUCAGCGGGCUGAACCUGGGCCUGAUGGCACUGGACCCCAUGGAGCUGCGCAUUGUGCAGAACUGCGGCAGUGAGAAGGAGAAGCGUUACGCCCGCAAGAUCGAGCCCAUCAGGCGCAAGGGCAACUACCUGCUGUGUUCCCUCCUGCUGGGCAACGUCUUCGUCAACACCACCCUCACCAUCCUCCUGGAUGACUUGAUUGGGUCGGGCUUGGUGGCCGUCAUUGUAUCCACCUCAGGCAUCGUGGUCUUUGGGGAGAUCGUGCCCCAGGCGCUCUGCUCCCGCCAUGGUUUGGCCGUGGGGGCCAACACCAUCAUUCUCACCAAGUUCUUCAUGUUCUUGACCUUCCCCAUCUCCUACCCGGUCAGCAAGAUCCUUGACUUUCUCUUGGGUCAAGAAAUCGGCACCGUCUACAACCGGGAGAAGCUGGUGGAGAUGCUGAAGAUCACAGAGCCUUACAACGAUCUGGUCAAGGAGGAGCUGAACAUGAUCCAGGGAGCCCUGGAGCUUCGGACCAAGACGGUGGAGGGCGUCAUGACCCCCAUUCACGACUGCUUCAUGAUCGACAGUGACGCUAUCUUGGAUUUCAAUACCAUGUCUGAAAUCAUGGAAAGCGGCUACACCCGUAUCCCUGUCUUCGAAGAGGAACGGUCCAACAUUGUGGAUAUCCUCUACAUCAAGGACUUGGCUUUUGUGGACCCCGAUGACUGCACCACCCUCAAGACCAUCACCAAGUUCUACAACCACCCGGUCCAUUUUGUCUUCCACGACACCAAGCUGGACGCCAUGCUGGAGGAAUUCAAGAAGGGUAAAUCACACCUGGCUAUUGUUCAGAAGGUGAACAAUGAAGGGGAAGGAGACCCCUUCUAUGAAGUUCUGGGAUUGGUAACAUUGGAAGAUGUCAUUGAGGAGAUCAUCAAAUCGGAGAUCCUGGAUGAAUCGGACAUGUACACCGACAACCGCACCAGGAAGCGUGUGAGCCACAAGAAUGACAAGAAAGAUUUCUCCGCCUUCAAAGACAACGACUCGGAGUCCAAAGUGAAGAUUUCUCCGCAGCUGCUACUGGCUGCUCACCGCUUUCUCUCCACUGAGGUGACGCAGUUCACACCUGCUUUCAUUUCGGAAAAAAUCCUGUUGCGCCUUCUCAAGCACCGUGACGUCAUCAAUGAGCUGAAAUUCGACGAGGAGGACAAGAAGUCUCCCCGGCAUUUCCUCUUCAACCGGAACAAACCAGCCGAUUUCUUCAUCCUCAUCCUUCAGGGCAAAGUGGAGGUAGAAGCCGGGAAGGAGAACAUGAAGUUUGAAACUGGACCGUUCUCUUAUUACGGAGUGACGGCUUUGAGUCCAGCUGUCACAA
Thamnophis sirtalis is the source of this 1857-nucleotide messenger RNA. The record is from RefSeq and is a predicted model, not a curated record. Lineage: Eukaryota; Metazoa; Chordata; Lepidosauria; Squamata; Natricidae.